Molecule: messenger RNA, 3113 nt
Organism: Diatraea saccharalis (sugarcane borer)
Lineage: Eukaryota; Metazoa; Arthropoda; Insecta; Lepidoptera; Crambidae
Source: the annotation of a GenBank genome assembly
GAGUGCUCUCUCCAGGCUGGAGGUACCGGCCGUACCGAUUCAGUGUAGUGUUUGUGAAGUGUUUGCGGAAACAUGAUAGAGUCUGUUAUAUUUUUCAGGACAAGAUUCGUCUCCUCCAAGAUGAUCUGGAAUCCGAAAGGGAGCUGCGUCAGAGGAUCGAGAGGGAAAAGGCAGAUUUAAGCGUGCAAGUUAUUCAACUCUCUGAGAGGCUGGAGGAAGCUGAAGGUGGAGCUGAGAGUCAGUUCGAGAUCAACAGGAAACGCGACACCGAACUUACCAAGCUCCGCAAAUUACUGGAAGAUGUCCAUCUGGAGUCUGAGGAGACCGCCCACCUGCUUAAGAAGAAGCAUCAGGAGAUUGUGGUUGACUUCCAGGAACAAAUCGACCAGCUUUCCAAAGGCAAAGCCAGGGCUGAGAAGGAGAAGUCCAAGUUCCAGGCUGAAGUUUACGAGUUGUUGGCCCAAGUGGAGAACGUGACCAAGGAGAAGAUUACUAUUACCAAGCAUGUUGAGAAGUUGGAAAUCUCUAUCAGUGAACUCCACAUCAAGAUUGAAGAGCUGAACCGUACAAUUGUUGACAUCACAUCGCACAAACAGCGCCUGUCACAGGAAAAUGUUGAGCUCAUCAAGGAAGUUCAGGACCUUAAGGUGAACAUCGAAAAUGUCACAUACCUGAGGAGCCAGCUAGCCAGUCAGCUCGAAGAUUCACGCCGCAGGCUCGAAGAUGAAGAGAGAAGGCGUUCUCUACUUGAGGCUUCAUUGCACCAGGUUGAGAUCGACCUGGAAUCUGUACGCGUACAAUUGGAAGAAGAGUCAGAAGCCCGUUUGGACUUGGAACGUCAACUGGUUAAAUCCAAUGGUGAAGUACAGCACUGGAGGUCUAAGUUUGAGGCUGAGGCUGCUGCCAGGGCUGAAGAGAUUGAGGAGAUCCGUCGGAAAUACUCCAUCCGCAUCCAAGAACAAGAAGAACAAAUUGAAACUCUUAUCGCUAAGAUCAGUAAUGUUGAGAAGCAGAAAUCACGUUUGCAGAGUGAGGUGGAAGUACUCAUCAUCGACCUUGAGAAGGCCAACGGAACAGCUAGGGAGCUGCAGAAGAGGACAGAGCAGCUGGAGCGCAUCAACAUCGAGAUCAAGUCGCGUUUGGAGGAGACGGUGCAGUUGUACGAGACGUCGCAGCGUGAUCUGCGUAACAAACAAACAGAGUUACAGCGUGUCUCGCACGAACUCGACAAGACUCGUGAGCAGAAGGAUGCUCUUGGCCGCGAAAACAAGAAACUGGCCGAUGACUUGCACGAGACCCGUGCUAACCUUACGGAGUUGAACCGCCGUCUUCACGAGCUCGAAAUCGAGCUGCGCCGUCUUGAGAACGAGCGAGAAGAACUCACUGCUGCCUACAAAGAGGCUGAGGCUGGUCGCAAAGCUGAGGAACAGCGUGCCAUGAGACUGACAGCUGAACUUGGUCAGUUCCGUCACGAAGCUGAGCGUCGCCUCCAAGAGAAGGAAGAAGAGAUCGAAGCUAUUCGCAAGCAGACCAGCAUUGAGAUCGAACAGUUGAAUGCCCGUGUCGUUGAAGCCGAAACUAAACUGAAGUCGGAAGUUGCUCGCAUCAAGAAGAAGCUCCAGAUCCAAAUCACCGAGCUCGAGCUGUCGCUUGACGUUGCCAACAAGACCAACAUCGACCUUCAAAAGACUAUCAAGAAGCAAUCCCUGCAGCUCACCGAGAUCCAGACCCACUACGAUGAGGUCCAAAGGCAACUGCAAGUGACCCUUGACCAAUAUGGCGUCGCUCAACGUAGGAUACAAUCGCUCACUGGUGAAGUUGAAGAGAUCCGUGGCAAUUAUGAACAGGCUCUUCGUGCUAAGCGUACUGUCGAGCAGGCGUUCGAAGAGGCGCAGACUCGCAUCAACGAGUUGACAGUAAUCAACGUGAACCUGUCCAGCAGCAAGGCCAAGAUCGAACAGGAACUCGCCGCUGUCGCCGCUGACUACGACGAGAUCACUAAAGAACUGCGCGUUGCCGACGAGAGAUACCAGCGUGUUCAGACUGAACUAAAACACACCGUUGAACACCUCCAUGAGGAGCAAGAGAGGAUCGUCAAGAUUGAAGCCGUAAAGAAAUCCCUCGAGAUCGAAGUCAAGAACAUUUCCGUCCGCCUGGAAGAAGUCGAAGCUAAUGCAAUUGUUGGUGGAAAGCGCAUUAUCAGCAAACUGGAGGCGCGCAUCAAGGACAUGGAACUGGAAUUGGACGAGGAGAAGAGGAGGCACGCUGAAACCAUCAAGAUCCUCCGCAAGAAGGAACGCCAGGUCAAGGAGGUCAUGAUCCAAUGCGAGGAAGACCAGAAGAAUAUCGCUCUCCUCCAAGACUCCCUAGAGAAGACCUCGCAAAAGGUCAACAUCUACAAGAGACAAUUGCAAGAACAGGAGGGAGUAUCCCAACAGAGCGUGACCAGGGUACGACGAUUCCAGCGUGAGCUCGAAGCUGCCGAGGAUCGCGCCGACGUCGCUGAGAGCAACCUGUCUCUCAUUCGUGCCAAGCACCGUACAUUCGUGACCACCUCCACAGUGCCCGGAUCCCAAGUCUACCUGGUCCAGGAGUCCCGUGCCCUCAGCACGGAGUGAGCAUGAACUCGCCUUCGCCCCGCUUCACCAGCAUUUCUCUCUACCAGUCGUUAACGGGGCGCAAUUCCGGUCGGGUAUAAGCCUAGUCGUUCGUUAAGUGAUGUAUGAUCUAGACAACAGAUGGCGCUAACAAGCGGGUGCUCAGUAACGCCAUCUGUUGGUAUAUCUGCAAGUCGGGACGGGCGCUCGGCGCAACGGCUCGCCCUAACGUCGCCGUGUCUCAUCGUAUGGCCAUACGCCGACCGUUCGUCCCACUGGCAUUUUUUUAAUGUAACGCUAAAUCAAUCAAAUAAAGGAACCAAAAAUUCUCCAAGCUUUUUUUUCAUUAUUUUUAUUAUAAGGUUACCAGCGCUAUAGAAUGCAAUGUCGUUAUACGCCAUACUACGGUGUAGUAGUUAAAGUAAAUGAAUUAUUUUAUAUUAUUAUUUAUUAAUGGUGCAAUACAAAAUUGUACGUUUGUAACUGUAACUUUUAAAAAUAAAUGCUAUUUAUGUU